CUAUUUCUUUUCAGGUUUAACUUCCGGGGAUUCCGCUGGAUGAAAACCAUGAUACACACAAUCAAAGAGAUUAAUGAAAGAAAGGACAUUUUGCCCAAUUCUACUCUGGGUUAUCAGAUCUUUGACACCUGUUUCAGCAUCUCCAAAGCAACGGAAUCGGCAUUGGUACUACUCACAGGGCAGGAAGAAAACAGGCCCAAUUUUCUAAACAGUACUGGGGCAUACUUGGCAGGAAUUGUUGGAUCAGGUGGAUCGUCCCUAUCAGUUGCUGUUUCAAGAAUUCUGGGGUUGUAUUAUUUAUCUCAGGUGGGCUAUGCCUCUACCUGCACAGUUCUUAGUGACAAACGCCAGUUUCCAUCUUACAUUCGCACCAUAGCCAGUGAUAAGUUCCAGUCUGAGGCCAUGGUAAAACUUAUCCAGCACUUUGGCUGGGUCUGGAUAGGCACUAUAGCAGCUGAUGAUGAUUAUGGAAAAUAUGGAGUGAAGAUUUUUAAGGAGAAAUUGGAGAGUGUCAACCUCUGCAUCGCAUUCUCCGAGAUCCUGCCCAAAGUCUAUUCCAAGGAGAAAAUGCAAAAAGUUGUUGACGCUGUAAGGACCUCCACUGCGAAAGUCAUUGUGCUUUAUACAUCCGACAUUGACCUCAGUCCUUUUGUGCUGGAAAUGGUUUACCAUAACAUAACUGACAGGACAUGGAUAGCAAGUGAAGCGUGGAUUACCUCAGCCUCCAUUGCAAAACCCGAAUAUUUCCCAUAUUUUGGUGGGAGUAUUGGGUUUGCAGUACCAAGAAGUGAUAUACCAGGAUUAAAGGAAUUUCUUUAUGACAUACAUCCCAGUAGGGAUCCGAAUGACAUCCUGACCAUUGAAUUCUGGCAAACAGCUUUUAACUGCACCUGGCCCAAUAGCAGUGUCCCGUACAAUACUGACCACAGGGUGAACAUGACCGGUAAGGAAGACCGAUUACAUGCCAUGUCUGAUAGAUUCUGUACCGGAGAGGAGAAGUUGGAGGAUCUUAAAAAUACCUACCUGGAUGUGUCUCAGCUCCGAAUUACAAACAAUGUCAGACAAGCUGUGUACGCGAUGGCCUAUGCCAUGGAUCGUCUGAGCAGAUGUGAAGAGAAAGGGUGGCCAUUCUUUGGAAAAUACAAGUGUUCAAAUUUACCUAACUUUGAGCCUUGGCAGCUCAUGUUCUUUAUACAGAGAGUUAAGUUUACAACCCACGAUGGAAGGAAAAUUCAUGUUGAUAGAAAUGGAGACGUGACUGGAUACUAUGAUCUUCUAAAUUGGCAAUUAGAUGAUAAUGGAGAUAUUGCCUUCGUGAAGGUUGGAGAAUACAUAUUCACACAGUCUAAGUUUGAAUUCAUGAUCAGAAAGAAUUCAACAAUAUUUUGGAAUACCGAAUCCUCAAAGAUUCCCCAUUCAGUGUGUACCGAUCUAUGUCCUCCUGGGACCCGGAAGGGGAUACGUCACGGGGAACCAACUUGCUGCUUUGAGUGCAUUCCAUGUGCUGAUGGACAUGUGUCACGGAGAGCAGGCCAAAGGGAAUGUGAACAGUGUGGUGAAGACUACUGGUCCAAUGCAGAGAAGAGUGAGUGUGUGCUCAAAGAGGUGGAAUUCCUUGCUUAUGAUGAGGCCCUGGGCUUCACGCUGGUCAUUCUGUCCAUCUUUGGGGCCCUUGUAGUCCUGGCCGUCACGGUUGUAUAUGUGAUCUACAGACAUACUCCCCUGGUGAAUGCCAAUGGCCGCGAGCUGAGCUUUCUUAUUCAGGUUUCUCUGACCAUCACAGUGCUGUCAUCCCUGCUUUUUAUUGGCAAGCCAUACAACUGGUCCUGCAUGGCCUGUCAGGUCACUCUGGCACUGGGCUUUUCUCUUUGCCUAGCCUGUAUUCUCGGGAAGACCAUUUCACUAUUUUUAGCCUACAAAAUUUCCAAGUCCAAAACCCGACUUAUAUCCAUACGUCCCCUUUAUUGGAAAAUCAUCAUACUAAUCUCUGUUCUAGUUGAGGUUGGCAUAUGCACUGCUUACUUGGUGUUGGAACCCCCAAGGGUAUACAAGAACAUGGAAUCUCAAAAUAUAAAGAUCAUAUUUGAAUGCAAUGAGGGCUCUGUAGAAUUCUUGUGCUCAAUGUUUGGGGUUGAUGUCUUCCUGGCCUUGCUCUGCUUCCUUACGACCUUUGUGGCUCGCCAGUUGCCAGAUAAUUACUAUGAAGGAAAAUGCAUCACCUUUGGGAUGCUUGUGUUUUUCAUUGUCUGGAUCUCUUUUGUCCCUGCUUACUUGAGCACCAAAGGGAAGUUCAAAGUGGCUGUGGAAAUAUUUGCAAUCUUGGCAUCCAGCUACGGCUUGUUGGGCUGUCUAUUUGCUCCCAAGUGCUUCAUUAUUUUGCUGAGGCCAAAGAGAAACACUGAUGAAAUUGUUGGUGGAAGGGUCCCUGCCAUAGAUAAGAGUGUACAACUGACUUCAGCUUCUGUGAGCAGUGAGCUUAACAACACCACGGUGUCCGCUGUCGUGGCUGAUUAAAGUUGAAGGGCAUAUGGCCUUCAAGGCU
Molecule: messenger RNA, 2542 nt
Organism: Oryctolagus cuniculus (rabbit)
Lineage: Eukaryota; Metazoa; Chordata; Mammalia; Lagomorpha; Leporidae
Source: RefSeq, a predicted model, not a curated record